Molecule: messenger RNA, 1043 nt
Organism: Rhinichthys klamathensis goyatoka
Lineage: Eukaryota; Metazoa; Chordata; Actinopteri; Cypriniformes; Leuciscidae
Exons: 7
Coding region: 139-966 (275 amino acids)
Source: RefSeq, a predicted model, not a curated record
GUGUCAUUUGUCCUCAGAAUAGUUGAGACAAUAGGAGAUUAAACAAGUAGCUAAAGAGCUUGCACCUACUGGGACCUCUGACAAAUUAGUCAGGAAAACGAAACUCAAGGGAAUUGGCAGACAGGAAAAAAAAAAGCCAUGGCGAGCAAGAAAGAAGUAGAAGUGGAGUUGGAGGAGAUUGCAACGGCUGAGGAGGAGAAGGAAAACAAGGAAAACAAGGAUGAGGAGAAGCAGGAGACAAAAGCUGACAUCGCCGAGGAAGACGUAGAUGAAGGGAAUGUUUACUCCUCUCUCACUAACCCAUCUGAACAUGUGUAUGGCUUGCCCUCUUCAAACCGCUCUUCUACAGUCAAGAAAGAUGGAUCACUUGAUAUUUACCGGAAGGUUCGCGUUUACCGCAUCAUUUCACUGGUUCUUUUUGUCAUCUGCUUCCUGUUGCUGAUUGUGGUCUUUGUACUGUUAAUUAAGUUGACUGGGACAGGGACUGAGCCAUGUCAGGUGGUAGAGGAGACGAACAGGUCUCCACCAGAACAGGAAUGCAGCAUGAAGAAAUGCCAAGAGGUUUACCAACAACCUUUUGGAGAAACUCAGCAUCUGUGCAGUAAUUGUGCCAAGGGCUGGUUGAGGUUCGAGAAUACUUGUUACUUCCUGUCUCAAACCCGUCUGACCUGGCAGCAGAGCAGGGAGGAAUGCCAGAGGAAGGGAGGAGAUCUUGCCGUCAUUACUAAUCCACGUGUGCAGAUGUAUCUGAGCGGGAAAGGGAAUUUGCACUACUGGAUUGGGCUAACUCAUGUGGGGACAAAUGAAUGGACAUGGAUUAACAACACUGUAUUGACAGUGAGAUAUUGGGAAGAUGAUUCCUCUCCUGGAGAUUGUGCCAUUCUGGCUGCAAAUGAACCACCUGAACGGAGCUGGCGCCCAUCUCACUGCAAGUUAUAUUUACAGUACAUCUGUCAGAAGGUCUAGAUGUCAGAAGAUCAACUACACCAAUCAAAACCAACUAUACAUCUGGAUAUCAUAACUCAACACUUAAUCUAAUCAUC